Molecule: messenger RNA, 1222 nt
Organism: Archocentrus centrarchus (flier cichlid)
Lineage: Eukaryota; Metazoa; Chordata; Actinopteri; Cichliformes; Cichlidae
Exons: 6
Coding region: 86-1222 (378 amino acids)
Source: RefSeq, a predicted model, not a curated record
ACUUCCAUUUCGAAACUAUGCUGCUGCAUCGUUUCCGGUAUGUUUGUUUUAAUGCUUGUUAGCUGUUGUUGUCUGGUAAUUCAGCAUGAGUGUACGCAGAAAAGUAUUUAAAACGGUACAUUUUCAAAGACAGGAGAAGAAAUACUCCGAACAUUGCUGUGUCCCACUUUGUUCGGCUUCGUCCAAAUUUAACGGUGUUUUAAGUUUCCAUAGUUUUCCGACUCAGUCCGACUUGAGAAAACGAUGGCUGAUAAACAUACGCCGGGAUGAUUUCACUCUUACCGCUCACACUAAGGUCUGUAGCAGACACUUUGCCACUGAUCAGCUCAUAGAGCCAACGACCCCUGAUGGUCGAAGAAGACUGAUUAAAGGUGCUGUACCAACGCUUUUUGAGUGGAAUGGCUUUAAAGUUGAGCCACUGCGGCGUAGUGUUUGGGAGAGAACAGAGCGACCCACUGAACUUGUCCAUCUUGAGGAGCAGGAAGAGCAGGGUCUCUCAAAUGAUCAUGACUACUGCUCAGUCCCUGAACCGUCUGCAUUGGACAUGUCUGCAUCAGCUGCAGAAGACCUGUGUAAAGAGGUAGAGGAUCUGAGGAAGGAAAUACAGGAGCUGCGUGUCCAGCGUGAGUUUGGAUUACAGCGGUUUGCUGGCUCCGACACCGACAUCAGAUUCUAUACCAGAUUUCCAAGCUAUGACCAUUUGAUGGCAUUUUGGUUUUUGAUUGAGCCUUGCAUUUAUAAAAUGGUCAGGGUCUCAAGAGCCAAAUCAGCUGCCAAGAGGAAUGAAGAAGUGGUGACACCUGCACGUUCAUCAACAAGGCAGCUGCUCCAGCCAAUCGAUGAGUUCUUUCUUUUCUCGUCUUCCUGUCGUGAUAAGGAGCUAUUCAAGCAAUCAGGCAUCGCUGAGAAGUUGACCGAAGACAUGGCAGUGAUGGUUGAUAAGGGCUUUCUAAUCAGUGACUGCUGUAAGUGCAAAGUGUACUGUCCACCUUUCCUGUCUAAGCAGAAGCAGAUGCCAGCAUACCAGGUUAAGGAGACACAGGCCAUAGCCAGACUGAGAGUACAUGUGGAGCGAGUCAUUAGGAGGAUAAAACAGAACAAACGUUUUGAUGGCAUCAUCACCUUAUCACAUGUCUACAACAUCAACCAGCUGUUUGCAGUGGCAUACACAGGUAGUCCUCCUGUGCCCACACAACAAAGUCACACCACUGCAUCCCGCUGA